This is a messenger RNA of Schistosoma guineensis, 1569 nucleotides long. The record is from the annotation of a GenBank genome assembly. NCBI's taxonomy places the organism in Eukaryota, Metazoa, Platyhelminthes, Trematoda, Strigeidida, Schistosomatidae.
AUGAAGAAAUAUUUGGAUGCUACCAGUACAAAGCUCAGUAGGGCUUUGCAGAAAACAAAUGAAGUCAUAGGAAGAGCUGAAACGACAGAAUUCGAUGAGGAUUUUGUCUCACUAUUAAAGCAAGCAGAAUCCACACAUGAAGCAUCCAAGCACAUUAUGGGGGCCAUCGAGCAGUGGAUCAACCCAUGUGUCUUAAAAAAGUUCGAUGAUAUCGCUUGCAAAGUAGAAAGUAUGGUCACAGAUAAUAAAAGUUAUUGGCUAAAGGUUCCUGCAAAGUUACCUGCCGAACAUCUUGGAGACACACUACUCAACGCAGCUGUUGGUGUCGGAGCUGGUACUGCAUAUGGUGCAGCAUUGUCACAAUGUGGUGAGUACAGCCGUCAAAUAGCUGCAGCUGAAAGUCAAAGGAAUGCGAUACUAGAAAAGAAAACAUUAUGUGUAUUACAUCAUUUUUUGGCACUAGAAUGGCCUGAGAUACAAAAAGAACUUAGUCAUUUGGAGUCGUAUCGUUUGGAUUAUGAUAAAUUAAGAAGUAAAGUGAAGCAUAAUGAACAUCCAGAUCCUGAAGUAAACCUUAUUCUAGACUUGUUUUUUGUCUUUCUAAAAUAGGCAGUCAUAAAUUUAUAAUGACAGAUUGAGUUAUCUUACUAUAAAUAAUUUAUAAAAGAUAUUUAAUUACUUUUGAAAUUCCAUAUGAAAACAUAGUUUCCUUUGAUUGUUAUGGUUUGUUAAUUAAAACAUUAGUUCAUUAUCAGUCAGAGGGAUAUGUUAACACCCUAUAUAACUAAUCUAUCAUCUACACACCAAUUAAUUCACUAAUCACAUGCUAAAAUAUGCAUAGCUCAUAUAUACAUGAUUUUAAGGCACUUGUUUGAUAUAUGUUGUAUAGAUUUCACCAGUCAUAUGAUUAACAGUAACUUGGUUUUUCUUUAUAAUUCGUUAUAAGGAUAAAACGAAUUAGUCGUUCAGUUGUUUUAUUUUACAAAAAUACAAAUAUUCCAGUAACAUGAAACAUUACUAAAUAUAUCAAUGUGCACUCGACUUUGACAAAAAUGGAAGACGCUAAAACCGUUCUUUAUAAACAACUAGAAAAAACUAGAGCUAAACUACAGCAGGUCAAGUCGGUAAAUAAACUAUGAAUUUCCUUGUUUCCGCGUCAAAGGCGCUCUUGUCACUUUCAUGUUGUAUUUCCCACUGGGAAAUAUCUUAAAUGCUAUUGGUCCGUUGCGUCUUUUAGUAUGCUAUUUGGUAACUCUCCCCAAGGACGGUUUUGCACUGUAAAUAUACGUUUUGAAUUGUGUUUGUUGUUAUCGCUCGUUUCUGGCUGUUUUGCAGAAUAUACUUCCCAUUCCAAGCUUGGACUUCUCCCUCUAGUUAGUGGGGCUGGGACGCAUCAAAUAGCUAGCUUACUGGUCUUUGGUCACCGAGUCUUGUUUCUCGUUUGCAGAUUAGGUGAACUCGUGUUAGCUUCAAACCUAGCACAAACUGAGAACACUUUUUUUUACUUGUAAUUAUCAAUUUAAUAAAGUUGUCCCUAGAUUGUUAUUACAGAGCUGAUUUGAACAAAAU